Messenger RNA from Doryrhamphus excisus (bluestripe pipefish), 1564 nucleotides. RefSeq names its product guanylyl cyclase-activating protein 2-like. Gene Ontology annotation, molecular function: calcium sensitive guanylate cyclase activator activity; calcium ion binding. Lineage: Eukaryota; Metazoa; Chordata; Actinopteri; Syngnathiformes; Syngnathidae. Gene Ontology annotation, cellular component: cone photoreceptor outer segment; photoreceptor inner segment. The record is from RefSeq and is a predicted model, not a curated record. Gene Ontology annotation, biological process: visual perception.
GUUGGACAUGGUGCUUGACAGAGUAUUCGUGUUUUUGUGAGCCGGGCGAGGACAUUUCAGCAUUUUUCCGACCGAUCGAAGAGAUGGGACAAGAGGAAAGCCGCAGUGAGGAAAUGGAUUUGGCACAGAUUCAGGAGCUGUGUAUUAUUUUCAUGAAAGAAUGUCCGAGCGGUGCUCUGCAUUUACACGAGUUCAAACGGAUCUUCGGCGUUCCCAGCACGUCUGCAGAGGAAUCUCUCUUCAUUGAAACCAUAUUCCACUCCUUUGACACAAACCAGGACAACGCUCUGGACUUCCUGGAGUAUGUUGCGGCACUUCAUCUCAUCCUGCGAGGAAACCUUGAAGACCGCCUGAAGUGGUCUUUCAAGAUGUACGACACGGACAGAAAUGGAAAGUUAGACAGGAAAGAGGUGAAACGCAUCAUCAGGAUUCUCUAUAAAAUCAAGCUCCAAAAACACGAUCUGACUUUGACGCCGUCUGAAAUCUGUGACAGAAUCUUUGACCUGGUUGACCAGAAUAAUGAUGGUCAGAUAACCUUGUCGGAGUUCAUGGAGGGCGCUCAGAAGGACGAAUGGGUCAUGAACAUUUUCAAGUUGGACGUCAACGCCUCCAGCUGGGUCAUCCACAAUUGUGGCAAAUGAUCCAAGUAACGGUUGAACUGAUGGAACAAAGGAGUACAAACAGACACAUACGCUGCCUGUGUAUUUUUUGUUUCCAUGUUGAGCUUCUUUUUUGACAUUUGAAGGGCGGUGAACCUUCUGACAAGCUCUGUCUUGCGACCGAUUGAGGGUCUGAAACUUUGGUAUAUUCCGCUGGCAAGGAGCUCAGGAAAACUGAUAUUGGAGGGGGUUUGUUGUUGAGUGCUGACCGAUUAUUGUUAUUGGAGAUAUGAUUAUGCUAACAGGUGUAACUACUACCUCCUUGUUAAUAGUAAUGCUACGUUGAUGAUUUCAUUUUGUGAUUAUUUUUAAUUUUAUGUUUGAGUUAAUACUGCGUUGUUACAAUUUACUGUGUCAUCUUUUUAUUAAUUUUUUUUUUGUUUUGUCUUACAUACCUUACAAAAGCGUUUAAAGAGGUCUGUUCUUCAAAAUGUUCAAGUGUGGAAUCCCUUGUCAUUCAUUUAAUUUGUGUGUUUUAGCGCCCUCGAAUGGUCGCGUCGGGUAUUGCAAUGUCUGUUUUGAACAAAACUUUAUUCAAACGAUUCUCCAUUAAUUCAUUUCACAACUUCAUGGUGUCAGUUUGAAGAAAAAUGCUGCAAACACCUUUUGUUUAAGGUUGUCUCGCCAAUAUAUACUGAAAUGUUGCGCAAGAUAUCUGCAAAAUACUAUUUGACUUUAAAAAUUAGUAUUUUGAUAUGUAAAUACCGGUGAUUUGCCAAAUCGUCCAAUAUGGCGUCUGAAGGAUAAAGGUCGUAUUGUAUGGACAUGUUUCAUGGUUUAUAUACUAGAAAUGCAUUCUAUAUGUGGAUAUUUUGCUUUACAUAUCCAUGUUUUGAAUUUCUUAUUUUCUGUUUCACUCUUCUGAAUGUCAUUAAACGUGUUGCAGUGGUUCCAAAAUCACAAAA